Molecule: messenger RNA, 1152 nt
Organism: Thyridium curvatum
Lineage: Eukaryota; Fungi; Ascomycota; Sordariomycetes; Thyridiales; Thyridiaceae
Exons: 5
Coding region: 1-1152 (383 amino acids)
Biological process (GO): protein phosphorylation
Molecular function (GO): protein kinase activity
Source: RefSeq, a predicted model, not a curated record
AUGACUUCAGCUUCUUUGCGACACGGGCUUGACGACGAAAAGCUGGGGAGCUACCUUCUCCAGUCAGCCAGCCUCCCCGGCCUAAGGCUCCCGGUUGUAACUACCAAGAUCGGCAUUGGACAGAGUAAUCCAACGUACUUCAUUGAUGAUGCUGGAGCCAACCGCUAUAUCCUUCGGAAAAAGCCACAGGGUCAGUCCAUCAGCCCGGUAGCCCAUCAGAUCGACCGCGAAUACAGAGUGCUCAAGGCUCUGGGGUCUGUGGACGGCUUCCCGGUACCCAAGGUGUACGGGUUUCACCGCGACUCCUCAAUCAUUGGUACUCCGUUUUAUGUUAUGGAGUUCGUCAAGGGCAGAAUCAUUACUGAUGUAGAGAUGACGGAUCUCUCCCCCGCUGACAGACGGCAAGCAUGGUUCUCCGCCAUGGAAACUCUUGCUUGGCUUCACUCCCUCGACCCGGACAAGAUUGGGCUCGGGGACUACGGCAAAAAGCAUGGAUUCUACGGUCGACACUGCAUCACCUGGAGUCGCAUUGAGGGUCAACAAGCUCGCGUCAAAGACAAAAAGACCGGCAAGGUUCUCGGCCGUGCUCACGAGAAAUAUGACGGGGUGAUGAAUUACAUCAGAGCCAACCUACCUGGAGAGCGUGCGGCCAUCGUUCAUGGCGACUUCAAGUUUGACAACCUGAUGCUACAUCCUACCGAGCCUAGGGUGGUUGCGAUUCUCGACUGGGAACUGUCCACAAUCGGACACCCGCUUAUGGAUGUCAUCCACUUUUGCAGCCCUUUCCUGGAUGACUACGUCAGAUCAGGGAAACCAACCCCAGGCGCUUCCGCACAAGAUCUCCCGUACAAACCGGAGAACCGAAAGGCUAGUGGAAUGCCAGAACCAUCCGAGCUCUUAGACCGGUACACGAGCAUCGUAGGCUUUGAUUUACGCAACGAUGGAGGGGGCAAAGACUGGCAGAUCGGCACCAUUUUCCAGUUCAUUCGAAGCGCGACCAUUAGUCAUGGCAUUCAAGCCCGCACUAUCCGUGGCCAAGCAAGCAGCGAGUUUGGCCAUUUAUAUUACGAAAAGAAGAAGGCCUAUGGAGACGCGGCUGUCAAGCGGAUGGAGAGGCUCAAAUGGCAGGGGGGUGACAAGUUUAGGCUGUAG